GCGCUGCAUUGUGGGGAUUAGUAGCGGAAGUCCGCCGGUGGUCGGCGUUGUUUGGAUGAGGUAGGGAAGCGCCGUGUUUUGGUGUUUCGGUUUUAACUCCGGGGGGAUUUAAAACGUGACGGUUUCGCUCGGACGGAUGCGGGGCGAGGAGUCGUCGGAUUCGGAGUCGGGGAGGAUGGAGGAGAGCUCGGUGCGGAAGAGCCUGGAGACGCUGUGUCAAGAGCUGAACAUGGACGAGCAGACUGCCGCUGAAGCCAUGGACAACUUCACCGGCAUCUGGAACACCUACACUCUGGAGGGGGAGGUGGUGCACUGGCUGGCCUGUUCGCUGUACGCAGCCUGCAGGAAGGGCUCCACUCCCACAGUGGGUAAAGGACUGAUGGAGGGAAACUGCGUCUCCCUCACUAGGAUCCUUCGCUCGUCCAAACUCAGUCUGAUCCAGUUCUUCUCUAAGAUGAGGAAGUGGGCCGACAUGUCCAACCUCUCGCAGGACUUCAGGCUACGAAUGGAUCGACUGGAGCGAAACUUUGAGGUCUCCACCGUGAUCUUCCGCAAGUUCGAGCCUAUCUUCAUGGACAUGUUUCAGAAUCCACAGGGAGGAGAGCCGCCACGACAGCCACGCAGCAGGAAACACAGGCGGCUGCCCUGUCACAUCAGCGAUGUCUUCAAGUUCUGCUGGACUCUGUUUGUCUACACCAAAGGAAACUUCCGUAUGAUCGGUGACGACCUGGUGAACUCCUACCACCUGCUGCUCUGCUGUCUGGACCUGGUGUUUGGAAACGCUCUGCUGUGUGCCAACAGGAAGGACCUCAUCAACCCGACGUUCAGAGGUCUGCCUGCUCUGUACCGCCCUGACGGCCACGUUUCCUCUGAUGAACCUCCUCCAUGUGUGCUGGAGAGGCUGUGUGAGCUGCAUGACGGGCUGGUGGUGGAGGCUAAGGGCAUCAAGCAGCACUACUUCAAACCCUACAUACAGAAACUCUUCCAGAAACAGAUUCUGAAAGGAAACGAGGAGCUUUUGACAGAAAUGUUGGAUCCUCAGAACUUCAUUGACAACAAUAAAGCCAUGAACAGGGAGUAUGAGGAGUACGUGUUGACGGUGGGAGACUUCGAUGAGAGAGUGUUUCUGGGAGCUGAUGCUGACGAGGAAAUCGGAACGCCGAGGAAGAUCAUUCAGGAAACAACCGUUACCCAAACAGCGGCUCAGAACCAGCUGCAGCAGCACGUGGAAAAGUCCGGCUCUCUGGCCCCCUCCACUCCUCUGACGGGACGAGUCUACCUGAAGGAGAAGGACCUGCUCGUCACGCCCGUUUCCUCGGCAACGCAAAGUGUGGGCCGGCUGCAGAGCAUGGUGACCGGUCUGAGGACGGCACCCAGCGACCACCUGAUGCAGAUCUUCAAGUCCUGCUCCAGAGAUCCCACAGAGUCCAUACUGGCUCGAGUCAAGACUCUGGGACAAACCUUCAAAGAACAUUACACCAACGACUCAGAUGAAACACCUGGCUCUCAUAUAGACUUUGCAGAGAACCGUCUGAAGCUGGCGGAGAUACUGUACUACAAGAUCCUGGAGAACGUCAUGGUUCAGGAGACCAAACGGCUGCAGGGCAGAGACAUGAGUGUUUUACUGGAGCAGGACAUCUUCCACUGCUCCCUGAUGGCCUGCUGUCUGGAGGUGGUGCUGUUUUCCUACAGCUCCCAGAGGACCUUCCCAUGGAUCAUCAGCGUCUUCAAACUGGCCCCAUUUUACUUCUUCAAGGUGAUCGAGGUGUUUAUCCGCUCAGAGGAAGGCCUGUCCAGAGACAUGGUGAAGCAUCUGAACUCGAUUGAGGAGCAGGUUCUGGAGAGCAGAGCGUGGACUGCAGACUCUGCCCUGUGGAGUGCCUUGCAGGUUGCUGGGAACAAAGUUCCCACAGUGGAGGAGGUGAAUUUUUCCUCCAGUCUCGACACUGGCUCUGGUUCUGGUUCUUUCAGUUCUGGGUCCACAGUUCAGUCCCAUCUGCCCCUGGUGGCCCUCUCUCCCAUCAUCCACCCUCGUAUCAGGGAGUUCAGAUCAGGCCUGGGCAGCAUACGUAAAGAUGUGCCUCCCUCUCCGCUGUCGGUCCAUGACAGGUACAGCUCUCCUGCGGCCGGCAGCGCAAAGCGGCGUCUCUUCGGUGACGACCCUCCGGCUCCAUCUCCAGGCCUCAACCCCAGCGGGAGCCCCAUGCCGUCUCCAGCCAAGAGGCUGACGUUUGGCUCCAGCAGCACCCUGAAGAUCGGAGCACAGGGGACCCAGACCACCGUCCUGAGCAUCCCACUGCAAGGUGUGAAUAAUGACCGCACCAUCACGCUGAUCCCAGUCCAACCAUGUGACUCCUCUGCUGCCAUCACCGCUCAGUUCCUGCUGACGGCCUCCCCGAGCCGGAUCGCCCCCAUCCCAGCCCCCGCUGCUGCCACGACCUCCGACCCCCAGACAGGAAGUGGACGGCCGCGACGCACCGGAUCACUGGCUCUGUUCUUCAGGAAGGUGUACCACCUGGCCAGCGUACGGCUCAGGGAUUUGUGUGUGAAGUUGGACAUCUCGUCGGAGCUGAGAGGGAAAAUCUGGACGUGUUUCGAGCAUUCUGUGGUCCACUCUACCGAUCUGAUGAAGGACCGACACCUAGACCAGCUGCUGCUGUGCAGCAUUUAUAUCAUAUCCAAAAUCACCAAAGAGACUCACACCUUCCAGGACAUCAUGAAGUGUUACCGGAGCCAACCACAGGCCAGCAGCCACGUGUACCGCAGCGUCUUACUGCGUCACACUCCCAGAGAGCAGGUAGCUGAUGAAAACAUGGAGGUGGAUUCUGUUUCAGGUGGAGAAUCUGCAGAGAAAACCAGUCAGCUCCCAGGAGAUGCAAACUCCAACCAAUCAGUGGAGGAGGAGCGUGGAGACCUCAUCCAGUUCUACAACAGCGUGUUUGUCCUGAAGAUGAAGAGCUUUGCACUGCGAUACGCCAUCCACGAUAACCGGGCCGACGCUCCUCCUCUCUCUCCGUUCCCGUCGGUCCGGGCUCAGCCUCUUUCUCCUCGCAGAGUCUCUCAGAGACACUCGCUCUACGUCUCCCCUCACAAGAACUCAGCGGGGUGCCUCACCCCCAACUCCUACACCUACAGGAUCAACAGCAGCCCAUCCAAGGAACUGUCCGACAUCAACCGGAUGAUCCGGCAGGGCUGUGUGAGCAGGAAGAGGGCCUUCACUAUGGAGGGGGAUGUGAUGAUGUCAUCAGCGUGCGACUCCCCCAGUAAGAGGGCGUGUCCAGAGAACAGCAGCAGUCCAGAUGUGCUGCUGAAGCGUCUGCAGGACGUCGUGUCAGAGAGGCAGAGUCACUGAGACCAGACAGAAACCAAAACCUGACAGCGAUGAAAGCUGCUCCUCAGGUCAACAAGCUGCCCUGACAGAAACCUUCAGGAAACGAAACAUUAACAGUCUUUUUUUCACAACUUUGACUUCUCUGUUAUGACCUGAGGGACAUAGAGAUUCAUUCAUGCUGUGUUGUUUUCUACAAAGCAGAUUGUAGUUCCACUUUCACCAUCCCAAAGUUUUGACUUUUGUACCAGUAAUAAUAUCCAGAGUGUGAUAUUUAAACCACAUCAGUUAUCAAAGCUGAGAAUGAAGCAGACAGCAGUGAGACGACAAUCUGUGUGUCAUUUGCACCCAUCAGCAUCACAUUAGCAGCUACAUGGAGCAUCCCACAGAUGAUGAUCGAUGUCUUUCACUUCAGCUGUCAGUGGUCAGAAUGCUGUGGGUGAUCUGUGUAUACGUGUACGGUCUGGUUUUUACCUGUCCACGAGGUAUCAUGUUUAACUCCUGUUCAUUGUUUCUUUUCCAUUUUUACUCAGCCUCCUCUCCCAACCAGAAGUAGGAUCAACCAGUGAUUUAAAGCGCAGGUUGUCGAGGUUCAGAUGUCUUCAGAGACCUAACGCAUUGACCACAGUUUGUUCACUUGUAGUUUUAUAAUGAAAAAAAAUCCCUGCAGCCCUAAAAUAUUUUUCAUUGACCUCCAUUAUGAAGAAGACGUCUGUAAAAGUGUGCUGAAAACAGGGUUUGAUUUUAAUUUUUCUACAAUAAGCUUUUAAUCUGUUGAGGCUUCAGAAACCUUUGUGACCUGUCUUUCUCUCACUGUUUAUUGGCAGUACAUCAUUUUGGCUUAUUUAUUUUGUCAGUGUAAAUUGAAUAUCUGUUUGACUUAAUUGGGUAAAGUUCAUCUUGCGCUAACCCUCUGCUGCACUGACCUGCAGACAUUUUUAACAGAGCAUGAUGCAGGAGAAGAUGCUUGAGGUGAUUCAGAAGUCAUGAAAAAAGCUGUUUUUCCUUGUAGUGACACAGGAUAAACAACCUGAACGAGCUUCUUCAAACAGUGUGUGGAUCUGGACUAGUCUGGUAGUGUUCAUAUCAGAUGUUAUUGUAAUGCAACAGUUUGACGACAUGUCUGCAGAUGGUUUUACCACGUGGGUCGGGGGCUGAUGUUGAAGCAUCAGAAGCAUUUUUUCAAAGCUUUCACAGCUUGGUGACAGCAGCAGGCUUGAGAUGAUUCAGUAUUUCUCAAUUCCACCUUUAACAGACUGAAAGAAGCAGCACACUCUGUCCAUUAACAAAGAACAGCAGAUGUUUGUAGUACGUUCUUCAGUGUGACACCAUCCCAGCUUUUUCUAAAACAAAAAACAUCUCGUAUUUCCUUUAAAGUCUGAUGAAGAAGAAAACCUCUUCAGUGAAUCAAUCGGAAGAUUUUUGACUCAGACGACCUUUGAAUGUUUUGUUUUUAUUCAUCUUUGUGUUCACUGCGGUACAGUGAAACUCUGGGUUGCCAUGACAGCGGUGCUCGCGUCUUUUCACAGUCAAACCUCUCAGCCUGUCGGUGCCUUGUUGUAGACAAAUAGCUGACAGUAUUUUAAAAUAAAAAUAUCUGAAUUUCAAGUCCAGCUGGUGAACAGUGAAGCUCUCUGCUGCCAGAUGUGAUUGAGCCUCUAACUUGUAUAUAGUUUUCUCUAACAUGUUGUGUUUCACUACAGUAUCUGCAGAACCUCCACUUUGUUUGGAGGCUGUCUCCUUUUAAUAUUUUCUUUCUUUGGUUUUGAACCAUGUAAUGCUGUAAAAACAGGCUGAAUGCUAACAAAAAGCUGGACUGAUGCAGCGUCUCUGUACCUAAAUGUGUGUGUGUGUGUAGUAUCUACACUUGAUCUUUUUACUGAAUUUAACAUUAUACUGAGUUGUUUUCAUAUGUACAACAGUACUGCUGUUAGAAAUCAAUCUUUGUAAUGUUUAAUAUCUUUUUAUUUUCAUACCUGUUGAAGGGAAAGGUCAGAAAAGAUGAACCACUUAGUUUUUUUCUCAUUGACAGCCUGAAAACAUAAUGAUGGAGUCUGCUUUUCUAAACAGUGACUUUUGCAUUUUCUACUGUCAGUCAGGUUUUGUACAAUAAAACUUACUUCAUUA
Acanthochromis polyacanthus (spiny chromis) is the source of this 5455-nucleotide messenger RNA. RefSeq names its product retinoblastoma-like 1 (p107) (gene rbl1). The record is from RefSeq and is a predicted model, not a curated record. The transcript has 22 exons. Gene Ontology annotation, cellular component: nucleus; chromatin; transcription regulator complex. Gene Ontology annotation, molecular function: RNA polymerase II transcription regulatory region sequence-specific DNA binding. NCBI's taxonomy places the organism in Eukaryota, Metazoa, Chordata, Actinopteri, Pomacentridae. Bases 137 to 3352 code for a protein of 1071 amino acids. Gene Ontology annotation, biological process: negative regulation of G1/S transition of mitotic cell cycle; regulation of transcription by RNA polymerase II; cell differentiation.